CCAAUAAAAACCCUUGUAUUUGGACCGGGAAAAAAGCCCGGUUUUUGGAGAUCCAUUCGUCCUCGCACGUCCUUCACUGUGAAGGUGUAUUUUAGUGUUAUCAAAGAAAGUAUAUCUUUGGCGUUAUGGACAUGGAAAUUCGAGACGCUGAAUUCAUUGAAAAUUCCGAAGAAAUACCGGAUGAUGACGAGUGCCCAUGGCCGCACCUGGAGGAGCUGUUCACAUACAGAGGAAGGAAAGGAGACAGCGUGCAAAUGCAAUGCAAACUUUGUUUGCCAUCUGCAGUGAUUUCAGCUUACAAGACUUCAGCCUCUAAUCUCAAAAAACACAUUAUGAGGAAACAUCCAUCAAAGAUUGAUCAGUACAAUGACAUUGUGACAGCAGCAGCACGUAGUCAACGUAAGACCACAGCCACACCAAACAAGCUCUCAUCAAGUAAGCAAGCCAAGUUACCAGAUGUGAUGUUGGCAGCUGCAAGCAAACGUGUCCCUCAAACAACUGUUGACAAGCUAAUCAUCAAUUUUAUAUGUGAAAGUGUACAGCCAUUUACAGUGGUAGAACAGCCAGCUUUCAAAGAAUUAAUUACCACACUGCAACCUCAAGCCAAAGUCAUCUCCAGAUCCACCGUCCGUACCAGAAUCUGUGAUGCUGCUGACGACAUGAAGAAGACUUUGAUUGCAGAAUUGGGUAAACCCAAAUUUGUUGCAACCACCACAGAUUAUGCCGUCAUUAAUUUCUUCAUGGCUCGCACAGAAAAGAUCCGACAGGUGGGCUUUGACUCGCGUCUGGCUCGGGUUGGACAUUUAGCAUUUUUAAUUGAUGGGCUCAGCUCCCUCCAUGUGGACUCCUGUGAUGAUAUUAUUAUCAGUCAUGUAUCGAAGAUCAAGGCGAUGUUGCCAUGGGGGCAGUCUGAGACUGACAAGGCCUAUUCCAAGUUCCGUUAUUGGGAGACCUGUUAA
Carassius auratus (goldfish) is the source of this 959-nucleotide messenger RNA. RefSeq lists its product as uncharacterized. Bases 126 to 959 code for a protein of 277 amino acids. Gene Ontology annotation, molecular function: DNA binding. The transcript has 4 exons. Lineage: Eukaryota; Metazoa; Chordata; Actinopteri; Cypriniformes; Cyprinidae. The record is from RefSeq and is a predicted model, not a curated record.